Molecule: messenger RNA, 4416 nt
Organism: Mytilus trossulus (common blue mussel)
Lineage: Eukaryota; Metazoa; Mollusca; Bivalvia; Mytilida; Mytilidae
Product: zinc finger protein 721-like
Exons: 4
Coding region: 129-4328 (1399 amino acids)
Biological process (GO): regulation of transcription by RNA polymerase II
Molecular function (GO): DNA-binding transcription factor activity; RNA polymerase II cis-regulatory region sequence-specific DNA binding
Source: RefSeq, a predicted model, not a curated record
UCUCUCUCCCCCGACUUAAAUUCUCCCUUCAAAAACAAAGCAAGUUUAUGAUUAGUAGCAGUAUGUAGAGUCUAACAAGUAGGACAAGUUGAAGAAUGCACAUACUGUAGUUAAACAAUAUCAAUAAGAUGUUAGAGGAAGGAGAUGAUUUAGUCACAAUCAAUGGUACUCUACAGGGACACAAUAAGAUGUUAGAGGGAGGAGAUGAUGUAGUAACACUCAAUGAUACUCUACAGGGACACAAUAAGAUGUUAGAGGGAGGAGAGGAUUUAGUCACAAGCAAUGGUACUCUACAGGGACACAAUAAGAUGUUAGAGGGAGGAGAUGAUGUAGUCACACUCAAUGGUACUCUACAGGGACACAAUAAGAUGUUAGAGGGAGGAGAUGAUGUAGUCACACUCAAUGGUACUCUACAGGGACACAAUAAGAUGUUAGAGGGAGGAGAUGAUGUAGUCACACUCAAUGGUACUCUACAGGGACACAAUAAGAUGUUAGAGGGAGGAGAGGAUUUAGUCACACUCAAUGGUACUCUACCGGGACACAAUAAGAUGUUAGAGGGAGGAGAGGAUUUAGUCACAAUCAAUGGUACUCUACAGGGACACAAUAAGAUGUUAGAGGGAGGAGAUGAUGUAGUAACACUCAAUGAUACUCUACAGGGACACAAUAAGAUGUUAGAGGGAGGAGAGGAUUUAGUCACAAGCAAUGGUACUCUACAGGGACACAAUAAGAUGUUAGAGGGAGGAGAUGAUGUAGUCACACUCAAUGGUACUCUACAGGGACACAAUAAGAUGUUAGAGGGAGGAGAUGAUGUAGUCACACUCAAUGGUACUCUACAGGGACACAAUAAGAUGUUAGAGGGAGGAGAGGAUUUAGUCACACUCAAUGGUACUCUACCGGGACACAAUAAGAUGUUAGAGGGAGGAGAGGAUUUAGUCACAAUCAAUGGUACUCUACAGGGACACAAUAAGAUGUUAGAGGGAGGAGAUGAUGUAGUAACACUCAAUGAUACUCUACAGGGACACAAUAAGAUGUUAGAGGGAGGAGAGGAUUUAGUCACACUCAAUGGUACUCUACAGGGACACAAAAAGAUGUUAGAGGGAGGAGAGGAUUUAGUCACACUCAAUGGUACUCUACAGGGACACAAUAAGAUGUUAGAGGGAGGAGAUGAUGUAGUCACACUCAAUGGUACUCUACAGGGACACAAUAAGAUGUUAGAGGGAGGAGAAGAUGUAGUCACACUCAAUGGUACUCUACAGGGACACAAUAAGAUGUUAGAGGGAGGAGAUGAUGUAGUCACACUCAAUGGUACUCUACAGGGACACAAUAAGAUGUUAGAGGGAGGAGAAGAUGUAGUCACACUCAAUGGUACUCUACAGGGACACAAUAAGAUGUUAGAGGGAGGAGAUGAUGUAGUCACACUCAAUGAUACUCUACAGGGACACAAUAAGAUGUUAGAGGGAGGAGAUGAUGUAGUCACACUCAAUGGUACUCUACAGGGACACAAUAAGAUGUUAGAGGGAGGAGAAGAUGUAGUCACACUCAAUGCUACUCUACAGGGACACAAUAAGAUGUUAGAGGGAGGAGAUGAUGUAGUCACACUCAAUGGUACUCUACAGGGACACAAUAAGAUGUUAGAGGGAGGAGAAGAUGUAGUCACACUCAAUGGUACUCUACCGGGACACAAUAAGAUGUUAGAGGGAGGAGAUGAUGUAGUCACACUCAAUGGUACUCUACAGGGACACAUCAACUCACAGGCUGGUAAAACACAUCAUAAAUGUGAUGUGUGUGGUAAAGAAUUUUCCCAAGAUAGUUACUUAAAGACACACUUGAGAACACAUACUGGUGAAAAACCAUACAAAUGUAAUGUGUGUGCUAAAGAAUUUUCCCAAGAUUGUUUCUUAAAGAUACACUUGAGAACACAUACCGGUGAAAAACCAUAUAAAUGUAAUGUGUGUGCUAAAGAAUUUAGUCAAAGUAGUUACUUAAAGACACACCUGAGAACACAUACUGGAGAAAAACCAUACAAAUGUAAUGUGUGUGCUAAAGAAUUUAGUCAAAGUAGUCACUUAUGGAGACACUUAAGAACACAUUCAGGUGAAACAAUUAGUAAAUGUGAUUUUUGUUCUAAAGAAUUCUGUCAAAGUAGUCACUUGAAAAGACACAUAUUAAGAACACAUACCGGUGAGAAACCAUAUAAAUGUGAUGUUUGUGCUAGAGAAUUUAGUCAAAGUAGUCAAUUUAAGAGACAUGUCAGAACACAUACCGGUGAGAAACCUCAUGAGUGUGAUGUUUGUUUUAGAAAAUUUAAUUUAAGUAGUGACUUAAAGAAACAUGUCAGAACGCAUACCGGUGAAAAACCUCAUGUAUGUGGUGUUUGUUUUAGAAAAUUUACUUCAAGUAGUGACUUAAAGAGACAUUUGAGAACACAUACUGGUGAACAAUCUCAUGUAUGUGGUGUUUGUUUUCGAAAAUUUAAUCAAAGAGGUGACUUAAAGAGACACAUGAGAACACAUACUGAUGAAAAACCUCAUGUAUGUGGUGUUUGUUGUAGAAAAUUUAAUCAAAGAAGUGACUUAAAGGGACACAUGAGUACACAUACUGGAGACAAACCACAUGGCUGUGAUUUAUGUGGUAAACAGUUUAGUUAUCGUAGGAGUUUACAGAGUCACAUGAGAACUCAUACAGGCGAAAACAAUCAUCACUGUGAUGUAUGUGGGAAAGUGUUUAGUCAGCAUGGUAAUUUACAGAGUCACAUGAGAACACAUACUGGUGAUAAACCUUUUGACUGUGAUGUAUGUGGUAAAGGGUUUCGUCACCUUGGUAAUUUACAAACUCACAUGAGAACACAUACAGGGGAGAAGCCUUAUGACUGUGAUGUAUGUGGUAAACUGUUUAGUCGGCUUGAUAGUUUAAAGAGACACAUGAGAAUACAUACUGAGGAUAAAGCAGACAACACUCACAUCAAGAUGUCUGUCGUUCCAGUUCAAUGUUUAAACAAUAUCAAUAAGAUGUUAGAGGGAGGAGAUGAUUUAGUCACAAUCAAUGGUCCUCUACAGAGACACACCAACACACAGGCUGAACACAUACCGGUGAAAAAAUUAUAUAAAUGUAAUGUGUGUGCUAAAGAAUUUUCCCAAGAUAGUUACUUAAAGACACACUUGAGAACACAUACAGGUGAAAAAAUAUAUAAAUGUAAUGUGUGUGCUAAAGAAUUUAGUCAAAGUAGUUACUUAAAGACACACUUGAGAACACAUACCGGUGAAAAACCAUACAAAUGUAAUGUGUGUGCUAAGGAAUUUAGUCAAAGUAGUUACUUAAAGACACACUUGAGAACACAUACCGGUGAAAAACCAUAUAAAUGUAAUGUGUGUGCUAAAGAAUAUAGUCAAAGUAGUCACUUAUGGAGACACUUAAGAACACAUUCAGGUGAAACAAGUAGUAAAUGUGAUUUUUGUUCUAAAGAAUUCUGUCAAAGUAGUCACUUGAAAAGACACAUAUUAAGAACACAUACCGGUGAAAAACCUUAUAAAUGUGAUGUUUGUGCUAGAGAAUUUAGUCAAAGUAGUCAAUUUAAGAGACAUGUCAGAACACAUACCGGUGAGAAACCUCAUGAGUGUGAUGUUUGUUUUAGAAAAUUUAAUUUAGGUAGUGACUUAAAGAAACAUGUCAGAACGCAUACCGGUGAAAAACCUCAUGUAUGUGGUGUUUGUUUUAGAAAAUUUACUUCAAGUAGUGACUUAAAGAGACAUUUGAGAACACAUACUGGUGAACAAUCUCAUGUAUGUGGUGUUUGUUUUAGAAAAUUUAAUCAAAGAGGUGACUUAAAGAGACACAUGAGAACACAUACUGAUGAAAAACCUCAUGUAUGUGGUGUUUGUUGUAGAAAAUUUAAUCAAAGAAGUGACUUAAAGGGACACAUGAGUACACAUACUGGAGACAAACCACAUGGCUGUGAUUUAUGUGGUAAACAGUUUAGUUAUCGUAGGAGUUUACAGAGUCACAUGAGAACUCAUACAGGCGAAAACAAUCAUCACUGUGAUGUAUGUGGGAAAGUGUUUAGUCAGCAUGGUAAUUUACAGAGUCACAUGAGAACACAUACUGGUGAUAAACCUUUUGACUGUGAUGUAUGUGGUAAAGGGUUUCGUCACCUUGGUAAUUUACAAACUCACAUGAGAACACAUACAGGGGAGAAGCCUUAUAACUGUGAUGUAUGUGGUAAACUGUUUAGUCGGCUUGAUAGUUUAAAGAGACACAUGAGAAUACAUACUGAGGAUAAAGCAGAUAACACUCACAUCGAGAUGUCUGUCGUUCCAGUUCAAUGUGAGUGAUGAUAUUUACAUAAACACACGAGAACACAUACUAGGCAAAUCAAGGAAAAUCUAAUUUCGUACCAAAUUUCAUGAAUUCAGACUUGCA